Molecule: messenger RNA, 807 nt
Organism: Raphanus sativus (radish)
Lineage: Eukaryota; Viridiplantae; Streptophyta; Magnoliopsida; Brassicales; Brassicaceae
Exons: 2
Coding region: 69-704 (211 amino acids)
Source: RefSeq, a predicted model, not a curated record
AUAUGUGCUAUUAAUAGGUGUCUGCUGGUUUGGCCAGAGGUGAAACAUUUGACGAUUGGAUACGCGAGAUGGUGGUUGGACCAAACUAUGUUGUGAAGUCAUAUCCGAGAUUUUGUACUCGAGGAUAUGCAUUCACAACUGAAAAGACGAAACGUUCGCGUACGACCUAUGAUGCUGGCGUUUGUUCUGCAUCGGGAGAUGAUGUAUACUACGGACACAUACAUGAGAUUUUGGAAAUCAAGUAUUUAGGCCUGCUUGGAUUGCGCUGUACUGUUUUCUAUUGUGAUUGGCACGACAUCACUCCAGAUCGAGGUGUGAGAACAGAUGCAUUUGGUGUUACAUCAGUUAAUUCGAGACGAAAGCUGCAAUAUUAUGAUCCUUUCAUUCUUGCUUCUCAGGCCGAUCAGGUUUGUUAUAUCAAGUACCCCCGGAUAAGAAACAGAGAUGAUCCAUGGGUUACUGUUACCAGACUCAACCCGAGAGGCCGAGUUCAGGGGAGUUCUGAGCUGGAAGACCCACUACAACCAAUCACAUCCAGUAACUUAAGUGCAGCAGAAGAUGUAGCAGGAGUUGGCCUUGUAGUAGAUUUCACCGACUUCACAGAGGAAGCCGUCGUUCAUGCACAGGAUGAACCAGUUAUUGGAGAGUUUCACCAAGAUCCAGAUUCAGAUUCAUCUGCUGAUGAUGAGUCGGAAUCAGAGUAGUUUUUUUUUUUUUUUUUUUUACUAAUUUCGAGGAAAUUUUGAGGGAAGCUAGGGUUUCCUCGAAAUUUCCUCGGAAUUACCCUUAACGGUUUAGGGGUUUGAU